UUUGCAUUCCAGAAUGAAAAGAAAUUGAUGAAAGGGUAUUGUGAAUGGCUAACAGAAAUGUACGUCAGUGACCUAAAACGAGAGUUUUAUGAUGUUAUUCUGGGAAAACGUGUCCUGAUCUUCGUUAAUUUCGACGUGGAUGCUAUUGCCUCCUGUCGAAUUCUGCAGUACUUGUUGCUUUGUGAUUCAAUAAGCUACUCAAUAAUUCCUGUGCAGAACCACAGUGAUCUCAUUUCAGCCUAUAAAGAAAGCUGUGAACAGUCGAACCAUAUUAUUCUUAUAAACUGUGGGGGAACUCUGGAUAUUGUUGAAACAUUAGAACCAACUGAGGAAAAGGUGUUCUUUAUUGCUGAUUCUCAUCGUCCUUACGAUGUUUGUAACAUCUAUAAUGAUGGACAGGUUUGUUUGUUGGGUAAGUCUAGUGAGAAGGAAGAAAUUCCAUCUUAUGAAGACAUUUUUGGAAAUGAUGAUGACGAUGAGGUAAUUCAUUCAGAAAGUAGCGACCAUUUAGAUGGAGAAGAAAGUGAUGAAGACGAAGGUGAUGAAGAAGAAAUUCGUGAGUCCAAAUCAAAACGUCAGAAAUUGGAUCCUGCUGAAAUAGUUAUGCGUCGCAGAGAAAAAAGGCUGUGGCAUGAGAAAAGAAAAGAGAUUUUGUUCAACUACAUGCAAUUUUCUUUUUAUUCUUCAUCGACUGCACUUCUUAUGUUUGAACUUGCUUGGAAAUUAUCUCGCGACAGCAAUGACCUGCUAUGGUGGGCUAUAAUCGGGGUAGGCGAGCAGCAGCUUCUAGGUAAAGUUGAUUCCAAAACUUCGGUGCUUGACAAUGGCAAAUUACAAAGCCAUAUGAUUCGACUGGCUCAUUUAUCGCAACAUGGAGGAGAUUCGGCAGGAACCAAGGACGCGCUUUAUAUUACCCACGAAAAAGAUUUAAGUUUGUCAAUGUAUCGGCACUGGAGUUUAUUGGAAAGCUUGAAGUACACUCCUCAAACAGCCAGUCAUUUUCAUCUUUGGACAUUGAAAGGAGAAAAAAAACUCAAUGAGUUUCUAGCGGAAUUAGGGCUGCCACUGUCCCAGUGUCGUCAAAAAUAUAACUCGAUGGAUAUCGAGUUGCGCAAUGAUCUCCGUUCUAUUUUCCAGAAAAAAGUAGAGAAAUAUGACUUAGAGGACCUCAUUGAAUACAGCUUCAAUUCCCAAUAUGGGUUCCGCCCCAAAAAUUCGGCUAGUGACUUUGUCUUCGCCCUUUUAGCUCUGCUAGAUUCAGCCGAAAGGGAUAAGGAUCCAGCCGAUGCAUUUCAUGAUGCACUGGAAUGUCUAUCAAACUCGAAAAUGGACGCCGUUUAUAGAGGAAUAGAAUUGGCCAAGCUACAGCAAAUAGCAAUUGGAAAAGAAGUUCACGCUUGUCUAGACAUGGGCCAUGUGAUUAAUGCAGGACCUUGUUUAUACGCAGUUAUACAAGACGGGACGCCGGAUGCCAAAUACUAUGGCCAUCCACACAGCUUGUUGAUGCUGGGCCAAUUUCUUCUCAAGGCACACAUUUCGCGAGCCCGAGGUCGUGGAUUGAGAGCGAGAGAGCUACCCCUCAUCAUUUCCGCCCCGUCGGCCACACGACCUUCUUAUUGCCUUUUGUUGGGCUUGCCACCUUUAUCUCUGGAUUCCCCAAAGAACUUGAUUGGUAAAGCCUUUGAGCAAGCAGCUGAAAAUACCCAAACAGAGAUAACGUCUGUAUUUUUUGACUCCUCCGUGAUCGAGAUCAUUUCAGAAUUCCGAAGCAACUUUCUAGAUUCGUUGUUUUCACUUCUCGAAUAAUAUGGAUUUACCUGCAAGUCGACUGGAAAGAUUUUAGUGAUUCAUAUCAAAUACGCAUUUUCCUUUGUUUGUGUACGUGCGUUACAUGAUUUUAAAAUGUUGUGUAGAAUUUUUUCGAUUUUU
Daphnia carinata is the source of this 1929-nucleotide messenger RNA. RefSeq names its product cell division control protein 45 homolog. The coding region runs from base 28 to 1806 and encodes 592 amino acids. The record is from RefSeq and is a predicted model, not a curated record. The transcript has 13 exons. NCBI's taxonomy places the organism in Eukaryota, Metazoa, Arthropoda, Branchiopoda, Diplostraca, Daphniidae. Gene Ontology annotation, cellular component: DNA replication preinitiation complex. Gene Ontology annotation, biological process: DNA replication initiation; double-strand break repair via break-induced replication; mitotic DNA replication preinitiation complex assembly. Gene Ontology annotation, molecular function: DNA replication origin binding; single-stranded DNA binding; chromatin binding.